Octopus bimaculoides (California two-spot octopus) is the source of this 3806-nucleotide messenger RNA. RefSeq names its product solute carrier organic anion transporter family member 2A1. Lineage: Eukaryota; Metazoa; Mollusca; Cephalopoda; Octopoda; Octopodidae. The record is from RefSeq and is a predicted model, not a curated record. Gene Ontology annotation, biological process: sodium-independent organic anion transport; transmembrane transport. Gene Ontology annotation, molecular function: protein binding. Gene Ontology annotation, cellular component: basolateral plasma membrane.
ACCACCACCACCACCACCGACCACAACCUGAACAAUAACAAAAACCAGCAGACUUGUCAUUACAGCAGUCAUUUACUGCAGAACACUUUGAAAAACAUCAUUUAAGAAUGUCACAGUAAAGCUACUCUAUCCAUGACCUUCACCACAGAACUACAAUAACAACAACAUCAACAAACCAGACUGAAAUAUCGACUAACAACUGUUAAGAGUCGGAGAAAACGCGGAGAUACGGAAAAUUUAUUGAGAAAUUGGAGUAAAUUAGAGAAGAGUGACGGUGAGAGAGAAAAGAAGGUAUGGAGAGAGAGAUGUCUGCUAAAUCGGGAAGUUACACUCUACCAAACGAAGAUGGCAAAACGAUAAGAGAAUGUCCGCAGACUUCAAAAACGCAACUGCUGUCCACAGAUUUCAGUCCAGCAGAAAAUGGGAAUGAUAAAUAUGUAAACAAAGGUUUUGAAGAAGAUCCACCCCCGCUAAAUUGUGAUGUAAACAACAGCAUCAAUACAAACGACAGAUCAUGUUCAAACGUUGAAGAUUUUGUUGCUGAAUGUGGCAUAUCAAGUUGUAAACCUCAAAUAUUGCAGAUUUGUGCUAACUUGUCCUGUUUUACAGCAACCUACAGCUUUGCCGCUUUACUAACACAAACACUCAGUGUUUAUCUCACAUCUCAGAUCACAUCAAUAGAGAAGCAAUUUGGGUUUAAUAGUUCCCAAAUAGGGAUUAUACUGAGUGGCAAUGACAUUGGUUUCCUCACUACAGUACUUUUCGUCAGUCAUUUUGCCAGGCGAACUCACAUUCCCAGAUUUCUUGGUGCUUCCACAUUUCUCUUUGGAUUGUCUGGUUUAGUUUGUUGUUUCAUAUAUUUCGUCAACCAUAAACCUCGAAUGGUAAGCGAAGGGAUGGUCAGUUUGUCUAACCACACAGCCAACAUCAAUGAGAUCGCCGUGUGUAAUUCUACCACAGAAACUAACGAUAUGUCAUCGAACUGUUUAAGUGAAAAUGCCAACCAAUAUGCCAGCCAAACUGAGAAGGCUUUCAUCGUGUUCAUGGUCGGAAUGGUGAUACAAGGUGUUGCCAAGUCACCUCGCACUUCACUAAUCACAGCGUUUGUUGACAACAAUGUCAAGGACAAGUCGAAAACCGCACUGUUCAUGGGUUUCAUUGUGACUAUGGGAAUAUUCGGACCUUCAAUGGCGUUCCUGCUUGGAGGAGUUUUUAGUAGACUUCCAGUGGAUUUGAAAGAUAUUGGUUUGACCCCCAAAGAUCCCCGUUGGAUUGGUGCCUGGUGGCUGGGAUUCGUCGUUUUCGGCAUCGGUUCCCUCAUUUUCAGCAUUCCCAUAUUCUUCUUCCCAAGAAACUUCCGAAAACAAACCAUUGAAUACCACGAUGACAAGGGCCUGAUGUGUAAAGUGAAAGCUUUUCCCAAGUCACUCUGUCGUUUGACGAGAUCACCUGUCUACGUUCUGUCUCUCUUGGCUGUGUGUGUACUGCUGUUUGGAAUAUCAGGUUCUCUUACCUUUACACCAAAAUAUAUUGAACAUCAAUUUACUACACCUGCAUGGAAGACAAACGUUAUACUUGGCAUUGAAAAAGUUCUCGGAGCUUCUACUGGAACUCUGCUUGGAGGAAUUUUUACUUCGAAGAUGAAACUCUCCCGACAGGGUUGUCUGAAACUGAAAAUAGCGAUUACUUUUCUGUCAGCUGGAAUGGAAGGAUUAAGUUUCAUCUUUGGGUGUCCCAGGAUAAAAAUUAAUAAUAUUGCCGCCUCCAACCAGCACUUUAUUUUUCCAAAUGCUACUGCUAAGGAACAAUGUGGAAUGUCUUGUAAUUGUACAGAAGAAUAUUUCCCUAUUUGUGGCUCUGAUGGCGAGAAUUAUUUCUCCCCUUGCACUGCUGGAUGUUCUGCUGUAAACAACACCAUAUAUUCCUCGUGUGAAUGUAUUGGUCACAACGGCACGGCCUCGUCCGGUCUCUGUGAUACAGACUGUCCUUACCUCUAUCCAUAUGUCGGAGUGGACCUCUUGAAAUCAUUUACAGGUACCUUUUCAAUUGUCCCUGGAUAUUUGAUAUUACUCAGAUCUGUGUUUGAAGAAGAUAAAGCUAUUGCUAUAGGACUGAUGUCCUUCUCAACAUCAUUUAUAGGUUGGAUGUCCGGACCCAUAGCUUUUGGUUUGCUGCUGGAUUUGUCCUGCACACACUGGGCCUGGACAUGCGGCGUCAGAAGUGAAUGUCAAUUGUAUGAUAUUGAAGAUAUGAGAUUAAAGAUUCACGGCACGCUUUUAUCAGUGCGUCUGCUUUGUGGAAUUAUAUUAGUUGUUGCUUUAAUAGUCGCGUUUUUUGAAGAAAAAAGUGGCAAAACUUGGGAUAGCAACGAAUCUCAUCAUUCGGAAAUAGAACCGAAAUUGUCCUCCAAUACAACAUCAUCGAACACUGAACGGAAUUUUCUGUCCGUUGAAGGAAGAUUGUGUCAGGUUCCUGCCGUUAAUGCCUCCCAAAUCACGGAUAGUACAUCCGAGAAUGAAGAAACAGAAAAAAAUAUCAACUGUAGGCCGUCUGAUGUUUACCAACCGAAAAGCACUCAUUUCUAACUUUUAUAAAUAUAAUAAAAUCUCCAGAAAAUCCAAUGAUGUAUUUAUAAACCAAGUUUUUAUAGGAACGAAGAUGAGAAUGACACUCAUCCAAUUAAUUAAUUUGCUUUAUUCCAAAACAAAGUAUUGUUAAUAAAGUCGUUCAUAUUAAGACCAUUAUACAUUCCUCAAAGAGUCAGCUGAUGGCGACAUUGUAGUCUUAAUGAGACUUAUUUGCUGAAAUCAUUCUUUGUUUUGAUUCUUGUUAAUGUGAAACGUAAAUAUAUUUAACAUUCCAUAAUUAUUAUUGUUGUUUCAUAUAUAAAACCUGUUAUAUGAGAUUCGCGAAAUAAUAAACGUAAAGGGACAAUGAAAUGUACCGAAUUCCUCAUCCUUCUUCCAAGAAUGUAUUAUUAUUAAAGGUGAACAGAGCGGAAUUAAUGUAAAUAUUUCAAUCGUUACUCCUAGCUCCACGGAUAAAUAUCAAUCUUUCUCCUUUGUUAAUUCAUUUGUCUAUCACUGAAAUGUAACUGAAAGGUAAAGUAUUAUGAAUUAUUGGCUAUCAUCGACCAUAGUUUCGAUGAUAACCGAAGUUGAAACAAAAAUCAUUACAUUGUCAGCGAAACGAGCACCAGAUGUUUGGAAUGGCCAAGAAAUCUAGGAUCAUCCUUCGGACACCCGAAGCAUAGAAAUUCUCAAAGGCUACAUACUUUCGGCCGACAUAUGGUAUUAUGACAAUCAGGAAAAAAAUGAGGCUGGGAGAAGAUGGAGAGAAGUAGUCGACAGCAUUCAGAAUAAUGAGGCGAAAAAGCAUUAGACUUGAAAAAAUAAAUGCAUGACGUUUCAAAACCCUCUUAAAGAGGUGACCAUGUUCUGGAAACCUGGGCCUCACGACAGUCUGAACUGGUAUCUAAAAUUUUAUAAAAAGACUAAACAAGAUGAAACAAAAAGGAGGGAAAAGUUGCAGUGUCUGAAGAGCGGAUUAUAUUGUGGUAAGAUUAUAAAAGGAAGCCUCUCACUUCUCUGUGAGUUGGUGAUCUCUGGUUGUAAUUGUUUUCAGCAACAUAGUUUUGACUUCUGUUAAUAUACAACGUUCUAACGACGUGUGUGUAUAAAAUAUCGAACACAUACAAAAGGUAUGAUAUAUGUAUAUAUACAGAUUUCCAAUUUGUAACUACUUUUGUAACACGCUUUCUGUAUUUUCUUGAACAUUGUGGUAAAUAAAAGUGAAUAUUAUUAUUA